Messenger RNA from Osmia lignaria (orchard mason bee), 11215 nucleotides. NCBI's taxonomy places the organism in Eukaryota, Metazoa, Arthropoda, Insecta, Hymenoptera, Megachilidae. The record is from RefSeq and is a predicted model, not a curated record.
AGGGACAAGCUGAUGGAAUCGUUGCGCGAGAGCCAGGAACGAUUACAGGAAACGGAAGCACGUUUGCAGGAGGUCGAAAAAGAACGGGACUCUUUGAAUCGUCAGCUGAACGCCAAUAUUCCUCAGGUGAUUGUAAUCAAUCAUUGUAGACAAUGAGCAUUCAAUUACGAUCGACUAUAGCGAUCCUUUGGAAGGAAAGGGUUAACAGUACAUCAGGAUAACGAUUGAAAAUCUGCACCACUUCUUUUUUUCUUCCAUCGACGGAAAGCAUCGAAAGGUGUUGAGUGUCAGGUCGUUAAGUGGGUGCUAACAACUCGAAUUCUUCGGCUUCGUUGCCUCGAGCUGAUUAGCGAGAGAAAAUCGAACGGGUCUAGCAUCGACGUGACCAGAGAUCAUGCUAAUUGACUCGUAUGCAUUUCAAACCUUUCUCAACCGACCAACCAGUUUUAAAAGCUUAUCUUUCAUUUUUAACGAAGUAUACGUUUAGAAAAUUGAAAGUGACUCUACUUCUUCAUUUUCAGAUUCUUAGCUAACUAAUGACGAGCCUAGAAAAGUAUCUAAAUUUAGAAUAUUCUAUGAAACCUGAAGAUUUCAAUGUAUUUCUUUCACGCAAGAUCCUCAGGAUCGUAUCACGAUUGUAUUACAAGACUGGCUGUAGUUAUUGGUGAUCCAUUGCGUUCCACGCGUGUGGAGAUAGGGUGUGGAUGUCGUGAUGUAACGUGUGCCGGAUUACAGGCUACCACGGAGCAAUUGGAGUGCGAAGGGCAGAGUCACUCGAGUGGCUCGUAUUACGUGAUUUCUGCUUUCGUCCUUCCGCGAUUUUCCUUUAAAGCUGCCAACACAAUUUGGUAAACGAGUUCCGUGGGUUUGAGAUCCUUUCUUUCGGGAUCUCUGAUCAAUUGUAAACCUCCUUCAGCAGAAUUUCCUGUGGUUAUCAGAUUUUUAAGAUUGAGUAUCGCUCAAGGCAAAAUCAGAGAGAUUGUUUCCUAUAAUUUGAAAGAUAAUACCAUAUGUGAGUGACAUUUGAAUUUCUAUUAUUAAGAAUACUCCGAACAAACUAUUGUGAAAAUUUUAACAGGCUCAAACAAUUUUAACGAUUAUCAGAUUUAGCGUUCGUUUCUUGGAGAAGCGAUCAGGAAGCGAAGAUUUCAUCGAAUUUCUCCCCGAAACAAUCCGCCACAGUUCUCUAGAAAUUCUCAACAGUCCCGACCGAAUAUUCCCCGGGAUUAUUUGGAACGAUCCUGGUAGAACAUCGUCGGAAAGAAAGGAUUAUUCGCUGCCAAGCAUGCUUGGAGCGAUCUCGAAGCUGCGGCAACGCGACACAAAGACCGUGUUUCAUUUCUGAUACUGCAGAGAGUUUUGUCCUGUCGUAGAACCCGGGACAGAAGCCAGGGUGAAAAGUUUUCACGAUGGAAGCUCAUUUUUUUUUCUUCUCCUUCCAACGAUCGAGCGAUGAAAAACUGACCCGCUCGCAGUUUCGGCGCGCAAUGCCGGCCAGAGGGUUGCAAAAAAACUGCAACCGCGUGCCAUGGAAGUCGAGGGUUGAAGGCGAAAAAAGAUUAUACCUCGGACCCUUCCCAUAGAAGAUAUUUAAAUUGCGAUGGAAUCGUUUCAAGAGUUCCCGUAAUCAUUUGGAUUUGGAUCAGAGUAGCAGCUAUACAGUGUCUAAGAAAUAUAUUUGAAAUGCAGAGGAUUGAAGGUUCCUGUUGAAAAUCUCUUUUCUUUUGGAAUUACCAUCCUUUACUAUGGAACGAAACACCCAGUCCACGUGAAAAUCGUCCCUUGAAAGCUGCGAAGAUGCCCCGGGAAGUUUAUCGAUCUCCCCCCUGGUAGGGCUGAUUAUUCGUCGAGGAAAAGGUUGGAGAGCGACCGAAUGACGAUUCGGCUUAGAAAUUCGGGAAAAGGACGAAACGAAACGAUGCGAUAGGAAACGGAAGGAAAGGUAGAGCGGAGGUGGCGCGGAAGUUUGGGGUAAAAAUUUCUAGGACGAACCGAGCGGGUGCAAUGCACCGGUGUACGCGAUAUACGCUUCACGAUCAAUACCCACCCCACCUACUCGGCCGGCGGCGCAUGAAUGAACCUCGCCUUUUACACACUACUCGGUAGUAGUAGCUCUCUCUACUCGCGCGCGGCUCGAUGCAGCAGCAGCGCCGGUUUGCAGCGAGCUGCAAACGCCGUCUUCUCGACCGAGCCCAGCGGUUUUCAUCUUUUCAUUAUGAAUCAAUCAGAUCUUUAUAAAAUUUGUAAUGAUGGAUAAGAGUGUUUUGGUAAAAAUCCUGAUGAGAAUCAUCUUCUAGGGUUGAUUGAUAAACGUCACUCCUAUUUAAAAUGGGUCGAUGAACAAAAAUAGACAAAGCACUUUUAUUAAGUAUCAUCAAUUGAAGCACACCACAGGACUGUAAUCAAGAAUACCUUUAUGGUUAAAAACUCGGGGAUAGGAAUUUUGUUGAAAAUUCUGAAACAAUACUGGUACUAUGGGAGAUAGAAAUCGUCAUCAAUCACUCGGUGUACGAAACAGGAAGUAAUUGAAAUUCAUUGAAACUUUUUGUACGCGACUGAAUUAAAUGCGGUCCAAUUUUUCAGAUCCCCGAUAAUCGUUGGCACGUAACUGACCGACCUAUAUAUUUUUUCUCUCUCUAUUCACCGUGUCGUUUGAUCGAUCAGUUCUUUUUUUUCUUUUUCCUGUUUCCGUAGCAUCGAAAAAAAUUAGUUUCUGGGUCGGUCCUGUCGUGUUUCUGAUAUUCCUUGACAUGUAGGUUGAGAACCGUGUGUUUAGAGUGCACUUGCAAGACACACGGUGCCGUAUAUAGUUCGAACGUUAGCCUCCCUAUCCACCCACUGCAUUAUUACUCGGGUUAUACGAUUAAUUCGAGAGAGGUGAAUUCAUCUCGCACGAUUGUGCAAACUCUUAAGAUCAUCCUCGCGGAGAAACUUUCAGAAGUUGCAGCUGGUGCACGCAGGAAAUCAUCCUUUUCUUUUCUUUUUUAUAUCCUCGUAACUAAACAAAACUGAAACAUAUUCGUGGGAGAUUCGCAUUGUUGGAAAAUUCUGUUCUUUUAUCUCGCUGUCUUGAUAAUAUUCUCCGCUUUAUCACUGACAUUAUUUGUUCAACGAAUCCGUACGUUUUAUCCCCUGAAAUUCUGUGAAUAGAAUACAAGCUGUUUGUUAUUCAGUGACGCGUUUCAGGAGGAUGAUUUUCACGAUUCUUGUGGUCAUUCAGUAGCCUAGCAAACAUAGAUACCCGUUAUCGAAAUUCUUUCAGCAAAUCUGUGUCGAAUCACAGCCGUGAACUCGUUGUUCAAUGAUGCAAACAUCUUAUCUCUCCUGUCUGCUAUUUAAACAUUUUUCCCUCGGUAAACCAAUUGUGGGUUUGGGAUCUUCAAACUAGACGAUAAAAGGUAGAUGCUUCUGUGACCGUACAUUGAUACGAAUUUCUAUGGAGAGUUAGACAGAAUGUACAGUGUAUAUUAUCUGCAUCAAGUAGAGCAAAGGAGGUCGGUAUUUGCACAGUGGCCAAGUCGAAGUGUAAACAUCUGGUGCAUAUUAUGCACGACUCCUGGAAACUAUUCGUCAUAAGUUGGCGAGCAAACAGAACUAUGUCCUUUAUAAGGGAACAGUGAUGUAGAUUGUACAUAAAGCAAGUUGAGAAACUAAAGACACCGAUGGUAAAAUAAAAUCACUGAUUACUCAUAGGAAUAUCUCGUUCGAAUUACGAAGGCAAGUUAGCUAGAGGAUUGCUCGAACGAUAAAUUUGUUUAAGCCAUUUGAAAGUGUCGUAGUUGAAGGGUGAAUGGCAUCUACGAAAAGGAAAGUGCUCACCCACGCAUCCCAUCUGACGGACAUUUCGAUGGCAAGCUACGAGCACCCGUUCUCGUGUUACCCGCUAAUUAAACUCGAGCGGAUGUAAAACAUAAAACGCGGCAGAUAAGCGGCGAGAUAAUCUUGCGAAAUCGCGUAUGAACGCGGCGAAAAGCUACUGCACACCUGUUCCCUCGAAGACUUCUAAGGCGACGAGUGUUAUACCAUUGGCAAACGAUCGGAAUUUUCCCAGCUGACGAAGGAGCUCGCAGCAGCACGCGAGAGUAUUUUAGAAAGAGAGGAAGAAAUAUCGGAGCUGAAAGCAGAGAGGAAUAAUACUCGUCUUCUGCUCGAACAUCUGGAAUGUCUGGUCUCACGGCACGAGCGAUCGCUUAGGAUGACUGUGGUGAAGAGGCAAGCGGCCGCGCAAUCUGGAGUAUCGUCCGAAGUUGAAGUGCUCAAAGCUCUGAAAAGUCUGUUCGAGCACCACAAGGCUUUAGACGAGAAAGUACGAGAACGAUUGAGAGUUGCAUUGGAAAGGAAUACUAGCUUGGAAGAAGAGUUAGCCAUUAUUAAAGAAGAGCUCCAGCAAUAUAAAUUAAGUGGUCAUGCGCCUAAAGCUAUGGAGGAUAGACCCAAAGAAAAUGGGCAGACAGAGGAUGGCCAGCAGCAAAACAAGAAUGAGACUGAGCAGGCAGCAGGCCAGCUGGAACAACAGCAGCAACAAGAACCUCAGCAACAGCAGCAGCAACAGCAGUCGAUACAAAAGCUAGGUACGGAGAGGUCGACAGAAAUCGGGAGUAGACUGAGCAAUGGAACUCUCGAUCCGUCGGACCAGGAUUCAGCUGCGCGAUUAAUUGAUUUGCAAGCCACUCUCGACAAGCAGAGCUCAGAAUUGAGCACGUGGCAACGGCGGGUAGCUGAGUUAAGUGGACGAGUAGCUGAAUUGGAAGAAAGCUUAUCCAAGGCUCAGAAAGAUCUUCUGAAAACGCAAGAAACGAACGUGAAACUGCAAAGAGAUUUACGUGAAAAUGUUGCCCAAAAAGAGGACCAGGAAGAAAGGAUAGCAACUCUUGAAAAACGAUACCUUAAUGCUCAACGCGAAUCCACUAGUUUACACGAUCUCAACGAAAAGUUGGAACAGGAGCUGCAACACAAGAAGGCUCAAUUAAAGCUCCAAGAAGAAAAAAUAUCAGCAAUACAAGAAAAAUUAGAACUUGCAGAACAGAAAUUAGCUCAAUACGCUAAGUUGCCAGAAAUGGAAGAGCAAUUAAAGCAGAGGAUGGAGGCUCUGACGCAGGUGAGGAGGCCCAACCAGCAGGCUCAAGAAAGGCACGGUAGUGCAGAGGAUAGGAUACAAAGAUUGGAAACACAACUAGAGGAAAAGAACGCUGAAGUGAUGCGUGUUAAUCAACGACUUAAAAUGAACGAAGAACAUAAUACACGGCUUAGUACAACAGUUGAUAAACUUUUGUCCGAAUCUAACGAAAGAUUACAAGUGCAUUUGAAAGAGAGAAUGCACGCAUUAGAAGAAAAGAAUGCUCUUACGCAGGAGCUUGAAAAGACAAGAAAGAUCGCUGAAGAUCUCCAAAAUGAAAAGGCUGAAAUAGUUAAAGAAUUAGGAAAAGCACGUCUUGAAAUUGAUAAUGUAAAAAGGCAGAUGCUUCAGCAAGAAAUCGCAUUUAAUAUACAACAAACGGACGCUUUGACUAGAAGUUUGUCUCCCAAUGCAGUGGAUCCAGGUUCCUUUUCUAGAAGUGCAAGUCACAGUAGCUUCGACACCCAUUCGUUACCAAGGAGAACGGCUAAACGUCCAGCGAUGGAAGAAGAUCCAGCAAAGAAUUACGUAGCUCGCACUUUAGCGGAACAAGAAUGGGAAAAAUUACAGCAAGCGCAUGUUCUAGCCAAUGUGCAACAAGCGUUUGACGUUUCCAGUGACGCAGAGGGUGACGGAGAUAAUGAAAGUCUUUUCAGUUGUGCGGCUGAUGUAAUUAGCCCUACAGGGCAUACAGAUGCUCAAACGUUAGCGUUGAUGCUACAAGAACAAUUAGAUGCAAUUAAUAAUGAAAUUAGGUUGAUUCAGGAAGAAAAACAAAGUACGGAAGCUCGUGCAGAAGAAUUGGAAUCACGAGUUGGCAGUCUUGAACAUAUGAAUUUAUUAGCGAGAGGUAGAAGUUUGGAACGAGCGUCGCCACCAUUGAGCGGAAGAUCCACACCUAAAUCUCAUCAUAGUCCUAAUAGGGAUUACUUACAUAAAUAUCAUACUGCACCGGCAUCAAUGUCUCCAGCGCAUCUCCAUCAAUAUGCUGCUUCCUUAGCUAGCCCGGGUCAACUUUCUGAAUCCCUUCCUGCAAGUCAGUUACAGUUAUCAGGUGAAGAACUGCAUUCGGUGAGCGAAAGGGAUAGCACCGGUGGUGCAGGAAGCGGUGGCAGCGAUGCAGCCUCACCGUUAACUGCUCGAUCAAUCAGGCUGGAACGAGUAGUACAAGCACUUGCUCAUAGUCAAGAAGAACUGAGAAGACGCACUGGACAAGCCGGAUUUCCCAGCAGUGGUUUUCCUGCUCACAGCAGGCAUGGGCAACAUAACAACGGCGCACUCAAUUCUGGGACUCCCCCUUCCCCAUUGUCCUCACGCCAUAGCAGCCAGGACAGUUUGCACAAGAACAACUUGCCUGGUGUCGGAUUGGCGAUUGGACAACUGUCUAGCUCGCAUUUGCACAUGCAGUCAACCAUGAGUCCAGCUACAGCAGCAGCGGUGGCUGCAGCUCAAAAGAAGAAGGGGAUUAAGAGCAGCCUUGGAAGAUUUUUCAGCAAGAAGGAAAAGAUAAAGGGAAAAGACACGCCAAUGCCUGGAGAUAUACCUGGUAUGGGAGGAGCAAGUACACCUGCGGAUCCUGAUUAUGGAGAUAGCGUUUCUGUGGCUGGAACUAUGGGCAGCAAAAGUGAUUUUGAUCGUAGAAAAAAGAAAAGUCCUAGUAUGUUUGGAAGUAUGCUAGAUUCAUCGAGGCACGAGCUUUUGGCGGAAGCGAUGCGAGCUGGAACCCCGUUUGCUUUGUGGAACGGGCCAACUGUGGUGGCUUGGCUUGAAUUAUGGGUCGGUAUGCCUACCUGGUACGUAGCAGCCUGCCGGGCCAAUGUGAAAAGCGGUGCCAUCAUGAGUGCUCUUAGCGAUACCGAAAUCCAACGCGAAAUCGGUAUAAGUAAUCCUUUACAUCGAUUGAAAUUACGAUUAGCUAUCCAAGAAAUGGUGUCACUGACAAGUCCAUCAGCACCAAAAACCUCUCGCACAACUUUAGCAUUUGGAGAUAUGAACCACGAAUGGAUUGGUAAUGUUUGGCUUCCAAGUCUUGGAUUGCCUCAAUACCGAUCCACUUUCAUGGAGUGCCUUGUCGAUGCUAGAAUGUUGGAUCACCUUACAAAAAAAGACCUUCGUGGUCAACUUAGAAUGGUUGAUAGUUUCCACAGAACAAGUUUGCAGUAUGGCAUUUCGUGUUUGAAGCGAUUAAAUUAUGAUAGGCAACAAUUAGAAGAAAGAAGACGAAUGGCGGAAGGUGCCAACGUCGAUGUUCUUGUAUGGAGUAACGAUCGCGUUAUAAGAUGGGUGCAAUCUAUCGGCCUGAAAGAAUACGGGAACAACCUCUUGGAAUCUGGGGUACACGGAGCUCUUGUAGCCCUCGAUGAAAGUUUCGAUGCAAAUAGUUUUGCUUUAGCUUUGCAAAUUCCGACCCAAAACACACAAGCUCGACAACUGUUAGAAAUGGAAUUUGCUAAUUUAUUAACAGUAGGAACAGAGAGGCGACUCGAUGAAUCGAAUAGUAUGAAAUCCUGAUCCAACUCGUCUAGUAGGCUGCCUCAUCUUCAACCACACCAUGUCUAGUCUGAAACCCCAGAUAUUACUACUCUCUGUACGCAAGUGUGUUGUAAGAGCUUUAAGUAUCAUUCUAAGGGUAACUUUAUACUGUUAAGAGUGUAACAUGCGGUAGUAUGAAAGAGUGAUUGAACAUAAAACUGUUAAAAAAGGAUGAUUAUAUCGUAUGUUCAAUAAGAAAAUUUAAAGCGUUUUAUCGAUUUUUGCGUCACGCGUUUCAUAAAUCGCAUGUUACUUAUUUCACUGAGAACAAAAAAAAAAAAAAGAAAAUAAUAAUAAUUCUUGAUGAAUUGCUCUCAUAUAGAUACUGAAAUGUAGUGAGCGGUCGGGAAAAUCAUGAGAUAUAUAUAUAUUUUUCCUCGAAAGCCAAAAGAAAUAUCAGUUAUAGGUAAUUACGACAAUAAUUCUGUCUAAUUUAUCUUGAUUUUUUUAAGGGUAGCGAUUUGUAGUUUCGAACUAAUAAUAUCAUGGUAGUUUGUAAAAAAAAAAUUUUUCAACGCGUGAUCGCAUAUUUCUUAUACUAUAUUAUGUACUUAUACUCUGUAACAAAUAGUUAAAGCAGCAUCUAUUUUGAUACCACUUACCGCACAAAAUAAAAAUCCCCAAAUUAUAUUAGUGCCAUUGCUCUCGAGGAAACUAUUUAUGUACAAGGAAAAGACUGCGUUCUAUAUUUCUGGAUCUAUAAGAUGGUGACCUAAUAAGCCAUACAUAUACAUAUACAUAUUAUAUAUAUAUAUAUACAUAUUACUUUGUACAGAAGGAGUACCGGGAUACUUGUUCUCCUCUGUUAUUUCGAUGAAUUUUAAAUGUUUGUAGAUCACAUAUAAACACGUAAUAUAUUCAAAAAUUACACUGAAGCAAGCAACUAUCAUAACUAAGAAACUAUGAAACAGGAAAGCAGUUGCAUGGGACGUGUUUAAAAAGCUCGCUUUUUAUUUACCGUGGACUAAGAACAGACAUUUUAUACCAAAAUAAUCGCGCAAUGUAUAAAAAUUUAUUAUCGUUGGACUCGAUCGGUGGUGACAAAAAAACUGUUAUAAAUGUAAAGAAAUGUCACGGGAUAAGAAAGAAAAAAAAUGGCCAUAACGAGAACAGCAAAAGAAAAAACAAAUACACUGAUAAUGGCCAUAAAUAUUUGCUAAAACAAUAGUGAUGAUGUUGCUGAAGACAAUGAUUGCGAUGAUAAUUAUAAUUAUCCAUUACAAAUGUUAUCAAACUGAAGGUGUGGCGAAAGACUGAGACUUAUGACAGUGACUGUAUUGACAAAAACUGGUCAUGAUAGAGACGAUCACAAUAAUGAUGAUAAGUUAUAAUGGGAUGUUGUUAACGUUGUUGAUACUUGAUGAAUCAUUGUUGUUGAUGUUUGUUUCCCUGUGAAGUACCCCCUGCAAGCUGUUCAUUCGUUGUAACUCCGCGGCUCUGCAAUGACCUUCCGAAUGGGCGCAAACGUACCAAAUAGUUUCUACCAAAGACGUCGCAAUACAGCACGAUGAUUUAACAGUCAUACAUGUGUAAUUUAACGUUGGCACUCGAGAUAUAUAUGCAGUAGAAAGAUCAAAAUAUCAUCCUACAUGUAAAGAUCAUAAUGUACAGUUUCAUCCUUCGGCGUAUAAUACUUUCUUUUCUUUUUUUUUUUUUUUUUUCCUUUAUUAUUUAGCAAGUACCACCGAUCAGUUGAAAUAUUUCUAGGUAAUCAGAAAGACUCGCUAAGCCAAAGCAACGUUACGCUACCUCAAUACUGAGAUACGGUGGUACCGGUUACUUUAUCUUUUGCAUAAAUACAUUGUUAACUUGUUCCAUGAUUUGUAAUUUAUAAUUAAUUCUUCAUGGCGCAUUAAAUCGGAAUUUCUGAUUGACAUUGGGUUGAAAAACAAAUCAUCCAAAAUGUGUAAGAUUGACUUGCAAUUGUUAAAGAACGGAUCAUUGAAUAAUAGAGAAACAGUAAUGUGAAACUACACACAGAUUUAGUUUUUUAACGAUAACGAAAAACAAUUUUCUAAAUAUAUUGUGAAGAAACUUCGGUUUGAAGUAUUUUCAGAAUAUAGCGUUACAAUAUGUACCCUUUUCGCCCUAAUAUAAAGCUACACGAACGAUUGUACAGAACCAAUUUGUACAAAUGAAUAGAUAUACAAAGUCAAGGCAAUUUGUGAAACAGAAUGGCCGUCUCUCCCUUUCGGAAGUGUCUGCAGUAUAUGUAAAUGACUGAACUUAUUUUUAAUGUAUGCUAGUUAAUAGUGUCUAUGGACAUUCCAAGGAAAAGGAAAGAAAGCAAACCUUCCAAAAAACGCAGACACAUUCAUAAUGGCAUAUAUGUAAAUCAUGACUCGGUAUGUAGCAGCUUUGCCGCCUUCUAUGUAUUUAACUAUAAAUAUAUACAUAGAUAUAAAAGAAAUAAAGUUUCGCCUGAAUCCAGCCUCCGACUGCUCGGUAUCGAAUAGAGCUUUAAUAAGCAAGGCUAAUAACUAUUAUAUUCGUAAUAUUUUUACCAAAAAGUAAGGAAUUAUUGCUUAAACUUAGAUUUCGUCUUGCCUUCGAUUUCCUUUAAACAUUCUCCACCUUUGUGUUUGGAAAAUUGUAUUCCAAUCUUCUUUUGUCUAUAUAUGCUGAUAGAACCACUAAAAUUGUUCAAUAUAUUAAAUAUUGUCUUCAGCAAUGCUUGAAGAAUUUUAUUUAAAUGAAUAUAAUAGUUUCAUAUAAAUAUAGCAUUGUAACAGUAUCGAAAAGAAAGACAUAUAAAGCGUUUAUGUUUCUUUAUUAUCAGUUUAAACAUAUCAUACAAUUGUAAAAAGUGUUUAUAGUAGAUAGAAUUACAUAAAAAUAUAAUUGUUUCUGUGUACAAUUUUCAUUUUUGUUUUAUCGUUUGCCUUGGAAAAAAAUACAUGUUAAGAUAUAUAUGAUAAAAGCAUACACGUAAUCAUGUGUAAUAUUGUGAUGUAACAAUACGUGGUAUGUGUUACUUUAUAAUGUAUUUUUUUUCUUUGUAAACUUUUUCUUUUUAUGCUCAAUUCGACCGAACUGACGGAAGAACAAGUUCGACAUUAUUCUGGAUUUUUGUACGACAUAUGUUUGUGAGUGUUAAUGCUAAUACUGUACAUAUGUAUGCGCCAGCGCACGUGUGUGUGAGAGUGUGUAUCUGUAUAUAUCAUUCUCUAUGUAUAUAUGAAUUAUUUAUUAACAAUUCUGUAAUUUACAAACAUUUCAUUACACGCCCAAUGCAGUUAAGUAUCCUGCAAGCGUCAUAUACUUUGGAUGAAAAUUGAAAUAACUAUCAGACAUUGAAUUACUUUACUUCUGAAUAAAGUUUGCAAUGAAUUCUCUUACAAUUUGUUUAAAUUUAAGUUGCAAUAGUAAUUUGGAAAUAUGAAGGCUACAAUUAUCAAUUUAGAGUAGUCAUUGCAUUGUAUAAUAUGAAACUUUGAUGGCUAUGUAAAAACUAUAUAGGAUAAAUUUAUUCAGAAGCAAAGAAAAUUAUUCGAAAUUAUAAAAUAAAAAUGACGUACGAGUCAUUGGGCACACUUUACAUGAAAUAAAAACAGAAAUUUAAUUCAA